This is a messenger RNA of Cyprinodon tularosa, 3414 nucleotides long. Its product is annotated as regulator of G-protein signaling 3-like. Gene Ontology annotation, cellular component: nucleus; plasma membrane. The transcript has 21 exons. Gene Ontology annotation, molecular function: protein binding. The record is from RefSeq and is a predicted model, not a curated record. NCBI's taxonomy places the organism in Eukaryota, Metazoa, Chordata, Actinopteri, Cyprinodontiformes, Cyprinodontidae. The coding region runs from base 213 to 3134 and encodes 973 amino acids. Gene Ontology annotation, biological process: signal transduction.
UGGCUCAACUAUUUGUGUGUUCACAGCUCGGUGUGACCUCUGACCUCUGCCGCAGCAUCAGGAUGAAAACAGGAACGGUCCAGAACAAUAAAAACCCAACUUACCAGUAGAACUUUUCUCUGAGCGUGUCAGAGCCCCUCCUCCAGGGCAGGUUGGUGAUCUCGGUGCACAGAUGUCUACCCGACUCCAGGUGCAGCCAGCUGAUUGGUUGUAUGAGUUUUGGAAUUGGAUCCCUCAUCAGAUCUUCUCAGCUAAUCACUGGUUGGUUCUACCUGCUGAGGGAAGAGAUUGGACAGAGCAAACACAUGAGGGUGACAUCACAGAGAAACAGACCAAAGAAAAGCCACCUGGUAAAGCUGGAGCAGCAGGGGCUGGAGCCUAGAGCUGACCUCAGAAGGACUCCGGACUCGGCUCCAGACACUGACCUAACCUGGACCGGCACCAUGGCCAGCACCACGCGGUCCAUCAGUAAUGCGGCCACCUCAUGUGGACCCAAAGAAACUACCCGCCACAGCAUGGUGUCUGGUCGGAUUGGCAGCCAAGAACCGGACCAGGGCAACUACAGUGGCUGUGUCUCCUCUGGGUUCUGUGGACCACAGCACGCAGCCGUAAGCAUCAUUCGAGGCAACGACGGGUUUGGAUUUACAAUCUUCGCGGAUUGUCCGGUCCGAGUCCAGGCGGUUGAUCCAGGAGGACCAGCUCAUCAGGCAGGACUCUGUCAGGGAGACUCAGUUCUUCAGCUCAAUGGACUUCCUGUAGAGACCUGGAAAUGUGCGGACCUUGCCCAGGCCAUCAGGAGCUGUCCCUCCCAGGUUGUCCUGGUGGUCUGGAGAGGUUUACCUGAGUUGAGCUCAGCUCAUCAGACUUUGCUCCACCCACAGGUUCGUAAUUCGAUAACAACCAACCAGUUACUGCCUCACCCCGCCCACAGCAAACACAGCCGCAGAGCGGUGCAGGGCCGGGAACACCGCUCCGGUCUGGGGGUUCUGGGUUCCCUGUGGAGAGGCAGGAGGGAGGACCAAGAUCAGGAGGACAAUGGGGGGCAGGAGAUAUGUUCCACGAUAAAAGGCACCAGAAUUACAUCAUCAACUGGAGACAAUUACAUCAUCCUGUCACCUGUAAACCAAGGAGAGCAGCUCCCACAUCCGGGUUACAGUGGCACAAAUGGGACCAUUGGUCGUCUGUACCAGACUGAUCCAAGCAGAACUCAAAGUCUCCUCCAUAAUCCUCGAACUUGGAUGUCUCAGCGAACUACAACAAGCCAAAACUCUACUCUGCCUGUUCUACAACCCAGAACCAUGGUGCUGGGUCCACCUGGUAACCAUGGAAACUACCAGAACUGUACCAUCGUUCAGUCCCAUCUUCCACGGUCCAGUUAUGGAAAAUAUGCCUCCCUUCCACCCAAAACUCUCUUCUUCCCCAUCUUUGUCCAGCCUCUGGAUCUCUGCAGCCCGGACAGAACCCUGUGUAUGGCUGAGGAAAUGACCCUACAUAAGGCCAACCUGCUUCCUUCCAAGGUGACUGUGCUGAUCUACAGCGACCUGCUGCUGCUUACCAGAGAGGAUGAUGCUGGUCGAUGCAGUGUCCUUCAGAGCCCGCUAUACCUGAAAAUGGUCCAGUUUAGAGAAGUUCCAUCAGAACCACUCCACAUCUACUUCCUGCAAAAAUCUGACACCUGCUGGUGCUGCCUUUUCAGUUUAGAAGCAUUCAACAUCCAGCAGAAGCUCCGGGUCUGCCUCUGUCUCCACAGCAACAUACAAUCCCACAUGGUUACCAUGGAGACCCCACUACCAUACCAGUUCUCAGACCUCCCUUCAGAUUUCGACCUGCUGUCUCUCAGUCAGUCCAGCUUCCCUGGUGGCCCAUCCUCCCCCUACUCCUCUCUCUCUGACCCCUGCAGACCCCCCUCCCCCUAUUCCUCUCUCUCUGCCCCCUGCAGACCCCCCUCCCCAUACUCUCACCGAUCCCAUCUCCCCUCGUCCUCCAUGGCUUCCCCUAUAGGCCUUCCCUCCCCUCCCCUGGAAACAGUCCCCUCUCCACCUCAAUACCUUUCUUUAUCUCCCUCCUCCUUCCCUACUCCGAGGAGUCCAGUCUGGAAACAAAGAGAUGACACAGAGGAAGAGAGGGUGAAGAGGAGGGAAGAGGGGGAGGAGCGGCAGCAGGGAGAGGGGGAGAGUUCCUCUGAAACGUCAGAGAGUUUGGGGGGAUUUGUGGGCAAGGGCCUCCUGCUAAGCCCCCAGCAUAUCAAUAUAUAUAAUGAAGAGGAUGAUAGUCCAGAGGAGGAAGAUGAAGAGGAGUUAAUCUGCACACCUACAGUUCUCAGACGCUCAAUCUCUGAGGGAUCCUUGCUAAAGGAACCUAGAUCGCCCCGCUUCCCGUCAGACAGCACCAUCCACCGCCUUAUACUUGCAUCAACCUUUGAACUAAGCAACACCCUUGUUUCCUCCCCUUGUCCCAAUUCCCCUCUAACUCUAAAGAAACAACUGACCAAGGAGGGUGGAUCUCUGAACCAAAUGCUGCUGCUGCUCAACAGCUCUAAGGAUGGAACAUCCAGGACCUACAAGCUGAAGAAGAGAAAAGCCAAGAGUUUGGCUGCUGAUAUUCAGAGUCGCCUGGUAUUUCUACAGAAAUGGAAAAACUACUCUGGUUUUUGUGGCAACAGUUUAAAGAAAGCCUUAAGAAACAACCGACCAUCUGAAACGGAGGUAAAGAGGUGGGCAGAGAGUCUGGAAGCCCUGCUGGCUAAUCAGUAUGGUGUGGCAGUGUUCCAUCACUUCCUGAGGUCAGAGUUCAGUGAGGAGAACCUUGACUUCUGGUUAGCAGUAGAGAAAUUUAAGAAGACACACCCCUUUAGUAAGAUGGCUGCGCAAGCUAAGAAGAUCUACGACGAGUUUAUUUCUUCAUCUGCAGUGCGACAGGUCAAUGUGGACUCGUUUGUAAGAGACUCAACCCAUCAGAGCGUUAGAUGUGAUCUUAACCCCACAUCUUUCCAGCUGGCCCAGGAUCAGAUCUUCAGCCUGAUGGAGACUGACAGCUAUCCACGUUUCCUCAAGUCCCGCAUUUAUGCCCAGCUGGCCAACCUCAGCACAGACACAGUACUGGGGUUGUCCAAUAAUAGUAGAUCUGUCAUCUAGUUGUGUUCCAGAUCUUUGGGAGUCUGUGGUUGGCCUGCCAUGGGGGCCAAUCAGAGUUACAUUAAGCCAGCUUGAUUAUGGGAACUGUAGAAAACAGAAGUUCUGAUUAAUGAUGAAUGUGUAAAUACUUUCCUCCCGAUUUUAUCAAAGACUUAAAUAACUGUACUUUCCUUUAAACAGGAACCUUAGUUUAUCGGCUGAUUCAAUUAAAUUCAAUUCAUUUUAUUUAUAUAGAGCCAAUUCACAACAUCUGUAAAAAAAAAAAAAAGGGUGUUGAUGG